This is a messenger RNA of Oppiella nova, 378 nucleotides long. Lineage: Eukaryota; Metazoa; Arthropoda; Arachnida; Sarcoptiformes; Oppiidae. The record is from the annotation of a GenBank genome assembly.
AUGGGCGAAAGGGUUACUCACAGUCACGGUAUGGGUGGGAAGGGGGUGUUCGGGGGAGCACUGGUGGCACGCAGGGGGCAAAAGGGCCCACCCCCUCAAACUCUGCCAAUAAUGCACUCGUUUAUAGCAAACGUAUCAAACAGUUCACAGCGAAUGACACAUCGGGUUAAGGGUAGGGCUGUUGGCCGUGUGGGCACACAGGGAGGCAAAGGGUUAACCGGCGUGCUUUGCAAUCAAACCACCGAUUUUAGUGAUAUUAUCACCACAUCGUGUCCACAACCGCUCACGAGAGGCACCUGUUUGUCACCAGCGGACCGAUUCGCACCCAUUGUGACUAUAGUUUGCACUCUUUGGUCGCGUACAAGACAUUUGAUGUGA